Vanrija pseudolonga is the source of this 1043-nucleotide messenger RNA. It is a transcript of the gene CAPZB, whose product is annotated as F-actin-capping protein subunit beta isoforms 1 and 2. The transcript is spliced from 5 exons. NCBI's taxonomy places the organism in Eukaryota, Fungi, Basidiomycota, Tremellomycetes, Trichosporonales, Trichosporonaceae. Gene Ontology annotation, cellular component: F-actin capping protein complex. Gene Ontology annotation, biological process: barbed-end actin filament capping; cell morphogenesis. The record is from RefSeq and is a predicted model, not a curated record. The coding region runs from base 146 to 1027 and encodes 293 amino acids. Gene Ontology annotation, molecular function: actin filament binding.
CGUCGUCUUGCUUCAACCUUGUAACCUCUACCCCUGCACCCACUGCACAGACCUUGACGUCGCCCACACCCCCCUCCUUCCCCUUCCCCGCUAGCCAGCCAAACGAAAGCUCUCACUCGCGCGCAUCUCUGAUUCUUCAAGCACCAUGUCAGACAGCACCUUUGACGCGCUCCUCGACCUGCUACGGCGGCUCCCGCCCACGCGCAUCGAGUCGAAUGUCGACGCCCUGAUCGACCUGGCGCCAGAGUACACCGACGACCUGCUCGCCAACGUCGACCAGCCGCUGCACGUGCUCCACGACGACGCCGCCGGCCGCGACUUUCUCGGAUGCGACUACAACCGCGAGGGCGACAGCUUCCGCUCGCCAUGGACAGACACGUACCUUCCCCCCUCGGCAACGCAGGGCCCGCAGCCCUCGGCCCGCCUCCGCCAGCUCGAGAUCCAGCUCAACGCGGCGUUCGACACGUACCGCGACCUGUACUUUGAGGGCGGUGUGAGCUCGGUCUACCUGUGGGACCUCGACGAUGAGCCGGCGACCAAGGACAUGAACUUUGCGGGUGUGGUGUUGGUCAAGAAGGAAAUCCCCCGCGACGACGGCACGUCGUCUGGCUCAUGGGACUCUCUCCACGUCUUUGAAUGCACCGAGCGGUCGCGGACGGCAAAGUACAAGCUCACGUCGACGGUCAUGCUGGUCCUCGGCACCGAGACGGUCACGACUCCGGACGCAAAGGGCCUCGAGAAUGUGACGGGCAAGGGCAACGUGACGCUGAGCGGCAGCAUGACGCGUCAGGCCGAGCAAGACGCGCCGCUACCAAAUGCCGGCGCGCACAUCCCCAACAUUGGCCGCCUGGUCGAGGACACGGAAAUCAAGAUGCGCAACCUCCUCUCGUCGGUCUACUUCGGCAAGACCAAGGACGUGAUCAACGAGCUGCGCUCACAGGCUGGCCUGGACGCAAAGUCGCACGAGGACCAGCUGCGUGCCGAGCUGGCCGGCCGGCUGGCGCUAAGGGGCGGCGGAGCGCAGUAGGCUGACGAGACGAUGC